GCCGUGACAGCACGGCCCGCACCGGGAAAAGGCAGUUGACGUUGUUACGCCUUGCUAGAUGAUUGGCGAGGUAAGAUGGCGGCGCCAGAGGAGCCAGAAUUAUCCCAGGCGCAGACCGAAAAACUCCUCCAGUUUCAGGACCUAACCGGGUUGGAGUCAAUGGACCAAUGUCGUCGAACAUUAGAGCAGCAUAAUUGGAACAUAGAGGCUGCAGUACAAGACAGACUUAAUGAGCAGGAAGGAGUGCCCAGUGUGUUUAACCCUCCACCAUCCAGACCAUUACAGGUCAAUACAGCAGACCAUAGAGUAUAUAGUUACAUCGUGUCAAGGCCACAACCCAGGGGAUUACUAGGAUGGAGUUACUACCUGAUAAUGCUACCAUUCAGAUUUACAUAUUACACACUUCUGGACAUAUUCAGGUUUGCCCUGCGGUUCAUCAGGCCAGAUCCUCGUGGUCGUGUGACAGACCCUGUCGGAGAUGUUGUGUCCUUCAUUCAUAGUUUUGAGGAGAAGUAUGGUCGGGCACAUCCUGUAUUUUACCAGGGAACAUACAGCCAGGCACUGAAUGAUGCCAAGCGGGAGCUCCGCUACCUAUUAGUGUACCUUCAUGGGGAUGAUCAUCAAGACACUGAUGAGUUCGCCCGCUCCACAUUAUGUACAGAAGAGGUCAUAACCUUCCUCAACACGCGAAUGCUCUUUUGGGCAUGCUCAACCAGCAAGCCUGAGGGCUACAGAGUUUCCCAAGCAUUGCGGGAGAACACCUAUCCAUUCCUGGCCAUGAUAAUGCUGAAGGACCGCAAGAUGACAGUGGUGGGAAGGCUCGAGGGCCUGAUUCAGCAAGAGGACCUCAUCAAUCAGCUCACCUUCAUCAUGGAUGCCAACCAAACAUAUCUGAUGUCAGAACGCCUUGAACGGGAGGAGAGGAAUCAGACCCAAGUGCUAAGGCAGCAGCAGGACGAGGCCUAUCUGGCCUCCCUCCGUGCAGACCAGGAGAAGGACCGAAAGAAAAGGGAGGAGCAGGAGCAGCGCAGGCAAGAGGAGGAGAAGGUCCGACAGAGUGCUCUUGCCGAGGAGCGGAGACGAAGAACACUCGAAGAGGAGAAGGAGAGGAAGUCGGAGUGUCUUCCUCCAGAGCCACCUGCAGAUGAUCCAGAGAGUGUCAAAAUAGUGUUUAAGCUGCCCAAUGAUACACGAGUGGAGAGACGAUUCCUCUUUGGGCAGUCUCUGACGGUAAUAUACGACUUCCUUUUCUCUUUGAAAGAAACCCCAGAGAAGUUUCAGAUAGUUACAAACUUCCCUCGCCGAGUCUUGCCCUGUCUCCCGACUGAGGAGCAGCCCAAUCCACCAACACUGAAAGAGGCAGGACUCAGCCGCUCCGAAGUCCUUUUUGUUCAGGACCUUACGGACGAUUAAGAGAUGACAUACAGUACCUCCUCUUCGUGGAAAACACAUUUUCCUUCAAUGCCCAGCCGCCCCCCAUUUUUUUCCUUUUUACUUAUUUUGUUAAAUGGCCAUUAUGCACAAGGGAUCAUUGAGAUAAAAUUCUGACCUGGAAAAAUUCAAACCACCCUGCAUCCAGUCCUUGUUUGGUUGUGUUUACAGGGUUCCCAGUAGCCUGGAUAGUCUUGAAUUUUAUCAAAUAAAUAUUUCUUGAAGUCC
Molecule: messenger RNA, 1659 nt
Organism: Xiphias gladius (swordfish)
Lineage: Eukaryota; Metazoa; Chordata; Actinopteri; Istiophoriformes; Xiphiidae
Gene: faf2
Product: Fas associated factor family member 2
Exons: 11
Coding region: 76-1413 (445 amino acids)
Cellular component (GO): endoplasmic reticulum
Molecular function (GO): ubiquitin binding
Source: RefSeq, a predicted model, not a curated record